AUGAAGCGACGUGUGUGGAAUAACAGCUCAACCCCGACACAUACGCGUCGUAAGCCUGAAUGGAAUACAUAUCUUACUGACGAUGCACAGUACAAGCUUAAUCAGCAGCAACAGCUUCAGCGUGCUCUUCAGCAGCUAAGCACAGCGCACUUUUCGGGUCGUAGUCCAGCCGCAUCAACUUCACGUCGUCGACUUAAAGCCGCGAACGCUCAUAGCUCAGCGUGGAGUACACCACGUAAACGAGAGAAAGAUACUUAUAGAGCUACACAUUUAGACGAGGUAAAGGAUACGGGAGAGCUCAAUACUCAGCGACGACUACAGUUUGAUGUCUCGACAGAUCUAGAGGAGACGACGCCUCGGCGACGAGCUGGAAGAGCCAAUACAGUGUCUUUUCAAGAGGCAAAGAUGGAUUCAAAGCAUAAAAUGACAUUGCAAACAGAACUGGAAGUACUAGAGAAGAUGUUGUGGCAAUUAGAGACUGAGACCGAGAGUUGUACCAGAUUUGGGACGCCGCUUAAGACAACCACAGAGGAGGAAGAGAUAGUACAGCAUUCUGAUGGGUGUUCAGAGCCAGAGGAAGAACGAGAUGAGAUAGAUAUGGAUGCUCGGCUUGAAGACAUUUGUUAUAAAUCGCUUGAAAUUGGUCUAGAGCUGGCUCGAAGGGUAGACUCACUCAAAACUCAAGUUGAUAGUGAUCAGAAACUUCGGGUCGAUCGAGAGCUACAAAUAAAUAUGCUGACACAGGAAGUGCGCUCAACUCAAGCCAAGUGCAAUUACCUUGAGGCAAAAUAUCAAAGUAUGGCAGCCGAAGUCGAUGAUAUGCGAGAUGCUGUCAUUGCCACUGAACAAACCAUUCAUAGAAUGACAUUGGCGCUUGAAAACUCCCAGCGUCGGCGGGUCAAAUCUUCCUAUCCAACGACACCACGCAAACCAGGUGACAACGUUCAAGUAAGCUCCCAAAAGGGAUCAACGCCAAAGAAGCAGAGCAAUGUGCAAGGAAAGUUGAGCUUGAGACCUGAUCUCCUGCUAAGCAUCCUGUAA
Messenger RNA from Plasmopara halstedii, 1041 nucleotides. RefSeq lists its product as uncharacterized. Lineage: Eukaryota; Oomycota; Peronosporomycetes; Peronosporales; Peronosporaceae. The transcript is spliced from 6 exons. The record is from RefSeq and is a predicted model, not a curated record. Bases 1 to 1041 code for a protein of 346 amino acids.